AAUACAUUUUCUUGUUAUUUUGAAUUUAUAAUUUUUACGUGUAACUUCGACUUCGAGUUUAUGGGAGAUGAAAACUCCCCUUUACGAUUCGCUCGCGCGAAUUAAAAUGUAGCAGACGACAGAAAGAAGAGAGUUGAAUUUUGGUUGUCGUAGUAGUGACAAGUGAGGAGAUUUGUUAAGAGAUUUAUAUUGAAUUUAUGUAAAGAGAAAGAAAAUAAGUGAGGUUGAAUAAAUAAGAGUUGAAAAGUUUGUGUGACAUAUUAAAAAUUUUAAUAGUCCUAUAAAGACGAAAGGAUUGAUAAAUCAACAAUAAGACAAGCUCUGACUAUUUUUGACUUGGGUGGAGUUGUGACGUAAUCCUGGCAGAGAAGGUUAGAUCUAUAGACAAAGGGAAGAGGAGGAGACAAGUAAAUUUUCAAUUUCGGCCAUAUUCCAAUCAAGCAAUGAUGUCACGACGAGGUUUAAUGAGAAGAAGUUCUUCAUCUAAACAUCGACCUACUGAGGAAUUUAAAAUGCCGGAGGGUUAUUCAUCGUCACCAUCUUUGUUAGACUUCCCAGUACAUGACUCGGGGAAUGGAAGGUCAUUAGGCACUAUACCUCAUCGGCCUCACGACAACCCAGGAAAAUUGAAGGAAGUGGAAAUCAGUGGACUAGAAAUUGUUGACCCAAUCCAAUUACCGAAAGCGACUAUGGAGGACACCGUUUUAAAACGACAAGAGGGUGAAAGUUGGGAAGAAUUUGGAAGUCGACUUGCAGUUGAUGAACUUGACAGAUUCGUCAAAUUUCAAGACCCUAAAUCUUCGGUUGCAGUGGAAAAAUUGAAAGAGAAACAAUCCGAGAAAAUUAAGUUACGGAAUCCAGUACUUAGAAAGGAAGACAUAGUACAUCCAACUGACGAUGACGAAAUUGAACACCCUAGACCAAUUACACCACCUGGUCCUCCAAAUAGACCUGGGAUGGACAUGUUGACGACACGAGUGAGAGGAGUUGGAGAAAAGACUUUUCCUCAAGGACAAUACGAGGCUCUACCAAGGAAAACGACCGGGACCCUGUUUAACGACUUGGAAUCAAUUCCGACUGACCCUACUAUUGAUCCACCUCCUCGAGUAUGCAACAACUGUUGGAGAAAGGGGCAUAACCGUUCCAAAUGUCCAAAACCUGUCACAGAAGCACAUUGCGAAAACUGUGGAAGGAAAUACCAAACAGUAGCCACAUGUCCCCGCUGUGCUAAAGGAUAUCGGAAGUUCCUGUUAGCACAAGCCCAGGGAAAUUCGAAUAAGGAGAAACUCUCACCGAAAGGAGACAAGGAAGAAGAAGAAGUGGAAAGACGUCCAACAACGUUUCGACGACAAGGAAACCCUCUAUUACCUACCAUGUGGAAAGCAGAAAUAAAUUCCAGUGUGGAUAAGGAUGGUCAUGAUUCCCAUGGAAAGGCGUGGAACAUUCCGAAGACACCUUCGCCACCAAUGACUAGACGCCCGAUUUUAUUUACUUCUGGAAAGAAAUCAAAGGAGGAGGAAGCUGCUGAGGAUCGGAAAAGAUCAGACGAUCUUGAAUUGACCAGGGAAGAUGACAAAAUUUCUAAAUCAUCUUGUAGUGACAAUGAUGACCUGCCACCUCCAUAUGAGUCGACUAGGGAACAAGCGAUACCUUUAGUAAAAGCGAUCCAAGAAGUGACUAUAGCAAUGAGAGGUUUGCCCAGCGAAACGAUUAACUUAGCGAUUCAACAGUUAAUCAAGGAACGACAAAUGGAACUGGAGGAAAGAGUACACAAGAAAUAAGUGAGAUGUUUUGUUAAAGACAAUAAGUUUAAUCAAGACCUUGAUAUUUUUUUUUAAAUUAAAAUUAAGUUUUUUUUUUUAUUUGAACAUUUUGAGAAUUAUUGAGAUAUUAUUUUAUUUUGUAUUUUUACGUCGGAUAAAUGACGAGUGAAUUAUAGUAGUAUUAUAUUUUUUUUUUGUGUGUGUAAGACUUAAACCAAAGAGUUAGUUCAAGUCUUAGUGGGGAGUUUUGUGACGUAGUAACUCCGUCAAAUACAUUUUCUUGUUAUUUUGAAUUUAUAAUUUUUACGUGUAACUUCGACUUCGAGUUUAUGGGAGAUGAAAACUCCCCUUUACGAUUCGCUCGCGCGAAUUAAAAUGUAGCAGACGACAGAAAGAAGAGAGUUGAAUUUUGGUUGUCGUAGUAGUGACAAGUGAGGAGAUUUGUUAAGAGAUUUAUAUUGAAUUUAUGUAAAGAGAAAGAAAAUAAGUGAGGUUGAAUAAAUAAGAGUUGAAAAGUUUGUGUGACAUAUUAAAAAUUUUAAUAGUCCUAUAAAGACGAAAGGAUUGAUAAAUCAACAAUAAGACAAGUAAGUAGAGUUUUACUAAAAAGGUCGUGUCUCUGAAAUUAGAUUUUCCCUUUUCUAAUUUUCCCAACGGAAUCUCCUUUGAGAUUGUUAAUUUUGACUAGUGAGAAGUAUUGACAAAUUAUUAUUAUUAAUUACUGAUUCUCUGUAUUAUUGUUUUUGUUAGUUUUUCGACAAAUAAAACUAACUGGCGUCUGACAUGCCAUGUUCGGUGUUAAAUUUGAUUUUUGACGACUAAGGGAAUUAAUAAAAUACUUGGGAUUUUGUAUAUUUUCUAAAUUUAUUAUUAAAAGAACCGUCAUAUUAUGUUUAUACAAAAUUUUUAUAAACAAAAAGUUAUUAAAAAAUAAUUGAAUAACUUUUGAACGACCAAACGAUAUUGAAU
Leptopilina heterotoma is the source of this 2732-nucleotide messenger RNA. RefSeq lists its product as uncharacterized. The transcript is spliced from 2 exons. Bases 444 to 1781 code for a protein of 445 amino acids. Lineage: Eukaryota; Metazoa; Arthropoda; Insecta; Hymenoptera; Figitidae. Gene Ontology annotation, molecular function: nucleic acid binding; zinc ion binding. The record is from RefSeq and is a predicted model, not a curated record.